AUGCCUGAACAUGAAACCACCACUGAAGGAAAUGGUGGCAGUGAUGUUGACAAUGAAUGCAGUCCGGCUGAGAAUGAAGAAAAUGCCAAAGGAGCUGGAAAGAAGAGAGCAACACCAAGAACGAGAAGGGGACGUGCCAGAGGGAGAGCCAGGCGUAGUGGUGAGGAGGACGAGGAUGAUGAAGAUGAGACAGAAAAAACUGGGAAUCGCAGACAUAGAAACCGCAGAGGACGUGGACGAGUAGCUGGAAAUGAGGAAGAUAAGUCUGAUGGAGAACCUGCAAAAGCCAGGAAGAACCAGGAAAAUCAGAAAUCCAAAGAAGGUGAUGAAGAAGUGGAAGAUGAAAAAGGAAGUAAAGGUGGCAAAGGCAAAAAUGAGAAAAAACAGGACAAAAAGGCUGACAAGAAAGGGAAAAAAGAGAAAGCCAACAAGAAGAAAAAAGACAAAAAUAAAUCAGGAUCUGGCUCUGAUUCUGACUCUGAGGAGGAGCCGAUUACAGAGGAGGAAUUGGCCAAGCUGAAGGAAGAGGUAGAAGAAAAAAAGAAACUAAUCGCCACCCUGCGAAACAAGCCAUGGAAGAUGAAAAAGAAGUUGUCUGUCCUGAAGGAAGCUCAGCUUUUUGUUGACAAGUUUGAAGGUGCUCUUGGAAAAGGAAAAGGAAAAAAAUUCUAUGCAUACAAAGUGAUGAUGACCAAGAAAUGGAUGAAAUUUCAAAGAGAUUUUGAAAAUUUUAAGACAGCCUGCAUACCUUGGGAAAUGAAAAUUAAGGAGAUUGAAAGUCACUUUGGCUCAUCAGUAGCAUCUUAUUUCAUAUUUUUACGCUGGAUGUAUGGAAUAAACAUGAUUCUUUUUGGACUGACCUUUGGACUUGUAAUGGUGCCUGAGGCAUUGAUGGGGAAGCCGUAUGGCUCUUUACCUAGAAAAACUGUUCCGAGAGCUGAAGAAGCAACUGCUAUGAACUUUGCUACUCUUUGGGAUUUUAGUGGCUUUGCACAAUAUUCUGUACUCUUUUAUGGGUAUUACAAUAACCAGAGGACAAUUGGAUGGCUCAAGUUCAGAAUGCCGCUUUCCUAUUUCCUUGUUGGAGUUGGGACUAUCGGCUACAGCUUUAUGAUUGUCAUUCGAACAAUGGCGAAGAAUGCAAAUGAUGAUGGUGGUGGGGAUGAUACUAGUUUUAAUUUCAGCUGGAAAAUGUUCACAAGUUGGGACUACCUCAUUGGCAAUCCUGAGACAGCAGAUAAUAAGUUUGCCUCCAUCACAACAAGUUUUAAGGAAGCUAUUGUGGAGGAGCAGGAAAGCCGAAAAGAAGAAAAUAUUCACUUGACUCGGUUCCUGAGAGUUCUUGCUAACUUCUUAGCUCUAUGCACGCUUGCUGGGAGUGGCUACCUCAUCUUUUUUGUUGUUAGAAGAUCCCAGAAAUUUGCACUGGAAGGUUUGGAGAACUACGGGUGGUGGGAAAGAAAUGAAGUGAACAUGGUUAUGUCACUUCUAGGAAUGUUCUGUCCUACUUUAUUUGAUGUAAUCAGUUCUCUGGAAAACUACCACCCUCGAAUAGCUUUAAGAUGGCAGCUUGGACGAAUCUUUGCUCUUUUUCUUGGCAAUCUCUACACUUUCAUUAUUGCCCUAAUGGAUGAAAUCAAUCUCAAGUUGGAAGAAGAAAAGAUAGUUAAGUAUAAUAUGACAAUAUGGGAAGCCAGUCUGUACAAUGGUACUAUUCCAGAAAAUUCAACUGCUCCUCCAAUACAGGUGGACCCUGCAGAUGUUCCCAGAGGACCAUGCUGGGAAACAAUGGUAGGACAGGAAUUCGUAAGGCUCACAGUCUCUGAUACAAUGACAACUUACAUCACAAUUCUAAUUGGCGAUUUCUUGAGAGCUGUCUUUGUUAGGUUUUUCAAUUACUGCUGGUGCUGGGACUUGGAAUAUGGAUUUCCAUCAUAUUCUGAGUUUGAUAUAAGUGGAAAUGUGCUGGGACUAAUAUUUAACCAAGGCAUGAUCUGGAUGGGAUCUUUCUAUGCUCCAUGUCUCCCAGCGAUCAAUGUAUUCCGCCUCCACACUUCAAUGUAUCUGCAGUGUUGGGCAGUGAUGUGCUGCAAUGUCCCCCAAGAGAGGGUCUUUAAGGCUUCCAGAUCCAAUAACUUCUACAUGGCUAUGCUGCUUUUCAUCCUUUUUCUCUCCACACUGCCUGCUGUGUACACCAUUGUCUCCAUCCCACCAUCUUUUGACUGUGGUCCUUUCAGUGGAAAGACUAGAAUGUUUGAAGUCAUAUCAGAAACUCUGGAGCUUGACUUCCCUUCCUGGUUCGGGAAAGUGUUUGGUUAUGCCUCUAACCCUGGACUCAUCCUGCCUUUUAUAUUGCUGAUGGUCCUGAGCAUUUAUUAUCUCAAUGCUACCUCCAAAUCCUACAAAGAAGCUAACCUGGAACUUAAAAAGAAGCUACAAAGUCAAGCAGAAGAAAAUAAACGGAGAAAUAAACAAAAGGCACAAAAAUCUAAUGAACAAGAUGAAAAUCCAUUUGAGACAGAACCACCUCAGCCAAAGCAAAAAGAAAACAAAGAAGAUGAAUCCACUCCAAACCAAGACAAGAAGAAAGGACAAGGUGGCAAUGAAGCAAAGAAGACAGACCAGCCAGAAGACGCCAGCUGCUCUCAGGCACUCCAGAAUUCAGGCCCUGCUCUGAAUGGUCACUAUCCCCCCCAGAGGAGGGGAGGAAACUUUCCUCCUCCAUCCAUAGCUGUAACAAGGCCACCAGGGCCCAGGAACUAUGGAGGGCCGGGCUACCCACCUGGAAAUCCACGCUUCCCAGGGCCACAGCCAGGAAUGCCCAGGAACCCACCCAACUACAGAUAAGGAGCAUCAGGUACAUUGUGACAAGC
Messenger RNA from Dryobates pubescens (Downy woodpecker), 2873 nucleotides. RefSeq names its product transmembrane channel like 1 (gene TMC1). NCBI's taxonomy places the organism in Eukaryota, Metazoa, Chordata, Aves, Piciformes, Picidae. The transcript is spliced from 20 exons. Gene Ontology annotation, cellular component: plasma membrane. The record is from RefSeq and is a predicted model, not a curated record. The coding region runs from base 1 to 2847 and encodes 948 amino acids. Gene Ontology annotation, molecular function: mechanosensitive monoatomic ion channel activity. Gene Ontology annotation, biological process: vestibular reflex; detection of mechanical stimulus involved in sensory perception of sound.